GUAUUUGGAGUAGGCGGGCCCGGGAUGAGUUUAUGCCACGUUACUGCGCCGACCACACCGAAAAAUACAGGGCUAAAGCGAGUGUGAACCGUAUGUACAAAGUUAGUGGGGAGAGCCCACGGCCACCAGCGCAGGAUUGCAGUCCCAUGGAACUUGUGUCGGAGGCGCAGCGCAAGUAAAAAGCUGUGCUGGGGCGGAAAAAAAGAAAAAGAGAGAGAGAGAGGACGUUGUGAUAGCCACUGCCCAGGUCUAGAACCUUUUCAGCAAGUCUGCACAUGAGUUGAAUGAGCCUGGAUUAUACUUUUUUUUUUGUGUGUUAAAUAUUAAUUUGGAGGAAUUAACCGGAAGCCCUGAAAGGGGAUCUUUUGGAAAUGGCCAACGUUGGAGCUCAGCUUGAAACGUCUGAUAGAGAACAGAACAAUGAGUUUAGUGAUAUAAUUAAGUCACGAUCAGAUGAACAUAAUGAUGUACAAAAGAAGACAUUCACAAAAUGGUUAAAUGCUCGCUUUUCAAAGAGUGGGAACAGCCCUGUGAAAGAUUUGUUUGUAGACCUCAAGGAUGGAAGAAAACUACUGGAUCUCCUAGAAGGCCUCACAGGCACUUCUUUGCCCAAGGAACGCGGUUCAACAAGAGUUCACGCGUUGAAUAACGUCAACAGAGUCCUGCAAAUUUUACAUCAAAACAAUGUGGAACUGGUGAACAUAGGAGGAACAGAUAUUGUUGAUGGAAACCACAAGCUGACUCUUGGUUUAAUAUGGAGCAUCAUCCUACACUGGCAGGUUAAAGAUGUCAUGAAGGCCAUCAUGUCUGAACUGCAGCAGACGAACAGUGAAAAGAUCUUAUUGAGCUGGGUGCGUCAGUCAACAAGGCCCUAUAGUCAAGUCAAUGUUCUCAACUUCACCACAAGCUGGGCGGAUGGAUUGGCAUUCAAUGCGCUUCUGCACCGACACAAACCAGACCUGUUCAGCUGGGAGAAACUAACUAAACUAUCUCCACUCGAGAGACUUGAUCACGCUUUUAAUGUCGCAAAGAAAGACUUGGGGAUCGAAAGGCUGCUUGACCCAGAAGAUGUUGCUGUGCAGCUGCCCGACAAAAAAUCCAUACUUAUGUACUUGACGUCUCUGUUUGAAGUUCUUCCUCAUGAGGUCACAUUGGAUGAUAUACAUGAGGUUGAAACCCUUCCUAGACGAUACAAGGGAGUGUGCGAGGAGACAGUUUUCAGUAAGCAGCAGGCUUCUGAGGAUCAGUUUGGAGAUUCAGGCCCAGAGACCCCCAGCACACUAACAGAAGUAGACAUGGAUUUGGACAGCUACCAAGUGGCCCUUGAAGAUGUACUUACUUGGCUUCUCAUGGCUGAAGAUACAUUUCAGGAUCAAGAUGAUGUAUCAGACGAUGUGGAGGUUGUUAAGCAACAGUUUAGUACCCAUGAGGCUUUUAUGAUGGAGCUCACAGCACAUCAGAGCAGUGUGGGCAAUGUCCUGCAAGCCGGGAGUCAGCUGAUUGCGCAAGGAGAACUUUCUGUGGAAGAGGAGAAUGAGAUUCAAGAGCAGAUGGCAUUGCUGAACUCGCGCUGGGAAGCGCUGCGGAUUGAGAGCAUGGACAGGCAGUCCAGACUACAUGAAGUUCUGAUGGAUUUGCAAAAGAAACAACUAGACCAGUUGUCAGACUGGUUGACUGUCACUGAAAAGCGGAUUCAGAAGAUGGAUAGGAUGUCAUUUGGUGAAGAUUUUGAGGAGCUCAAGAAACAGAUUGAAGAACACAAAGUAUUGCAGAGUGAUCUGGAGGCAGAGCAGGUGAAGGUCAAUUCUCUGACCCACAUGGUGGUCAUAGUGGAUGAGUUCAGUGAAGAAGGAGCUACAGUUGCUCUUGAAACUCAGUUGCAGAGGCUCGGAGAGCGUUGGGCAGCUAUUUGCCGCUGGACAGAGGACCGCUGGAGCAAACUUCAAGAGGUUCUAAUCCUGUGGCAACGAUUGCUAGAAGAACAGUGCUUGUUCAAGGCCUGGCUUUCUGAAAAGGAAGAUUCUUUAAGUAAAAUCCAAAGGAGUCAUUUCAACGACCAGGCAGAGCUGAGUGCCAGCGUGAGAAGUUUGGCAGUUUUAAAGGAAGAAUUAGGAAAGAAGAGCCAGACUUUAGAUCAUCUUCACGAGAUAGCCCAGAAUGUAGAUCACCUUGUCGUCAAUGCCAAAGCUUCUAAGAAGCUCAAAAGUGAUAUGGAGGACAUAGCCCAGCGUUGGGAUGGGUUGGUACAUCAGCUUGAAGACUACACUAAACAGGUCUCUGAAGCAGUAACAUCUUUAGGGGUAACACAAGUGUCACGGAAAAUUGUUGAAAAUGUCACUGUUAAAGAGUUUAGAAGUAUUCAUAUAACCAAGGAAGAACUUCAUCCUCCACCUCCUCUCAAAAAACGUCAGAUGUACCUGGACACAGAAGAGAAAAAAAAGUUUGAUGGUGAAUCUGCUGAGCUAUUGAAUUGGAUGAUUAAAUCUAGAGCCAUCAUUCAAGCUAUGGACAUCAGUGACUACAGAAAGAUUAGAGAAACAUCAGACAUGAAAGAAGAGCUAAAGGCUCUUGAUCAAGAAAGGAUUGAAAGAUCUCCUAAAUUUGCAGAACUCGUCCGAACUGGACAGCAGCUCUUGGAGCUGUGUAUGCAAGAAGAUAUUCCCUCUGAUGAAGUGAAGAAAUCACUAGAUGCUUUGCAGGCUGAAUGGACAGAGACAAAUCGCCAAGUAGAAGAACUAAAUAAGGGGAUCCAUUACCAAGAUGCCAUCAAUACAUUCUUCAAGGAGCUGGAGAGCUUGGAAGACAUUAUUAAGCAAGAGGUGGAAUUUUUAAAUACCCAGCCUUCGGUAUCUCAUGAAUUUUCUCUGCAAUCAUUAAAAGAAACCAGCCAGAAAAGACUAAACAAGCUCAAUGACUUGCGUACACAAGUGGAAAAUCUGAAAUUGCAUGCAUUGUCCCUUAGCUCCCAACCUGGAGCUCCAACUUUUAUUCAAGUCAGUUUGAAUGGAUUCACCGAGCGCUACCAGAAUGUGAUGAACCAAGUGGAGCAGGAGGUCCAGAAAUACCAGAAAGAAUUGGAGAGCCAGCCGAGCCAGGAUUACCUGGAUACAAGAAAAGCCCUGAAUGAUACAUUAUUGGACUGUCAACAGCAGUUACAUUCUCUCUCAGCUGGCUUAUGUGACCCCGUGGCAGUAGAGAAGGCAUUGCAGCAGACAAAGCUUCUCUCACAGACAACAGAUGAUCAGAAACCUAUAUUAGAUAAACUGUAUGUUGAAGCCAAAAGUCUGGAGAAACGCGCAUCAGAAGACACAUCAAAGGCAUGUAUGAAAGAGUGCAAUGAUUUAGGGAACCGUUGGGCCAAGCUAAAAGAGGACCUCUCAGAGCGUCUCUUCACUCUUGAGGACAUUUUGUCUAAACUGAAAACCUUCGAGACUGAUUCAAAAUCUGUUGAAAAAUGGCUGAAAGAUGCGAAAGACUUUGUUCUUAACCGACACACUAAAUCUGAGGAUUCUGAAGGCUUGCAGAGACAACUGGAUGAGUGUACGGUGCUUGUUAAUGACAUGGAAGGUGUUGAGGCAUCUCUCAAGAAGCUGAAUGAAGUGGAGGUUGCAUUGAGAAACCACCCAGACACCAUGAUCAAUACAUGGGUACAGCCCAGGCUCACUGACCAGCAGGCUCAAUGGGAAAGGCUAAACAAACAGGUCAUCCAUCAGAUGAACAGUUUGUCCGAGCGUCAGGAGAAAGCAGUAAACUUGAAGAAAGAUUUGGCAGAGAUGCGAGAAUGGAUGAUGCAGGCUGAAGAAGAAUAUUUGGAGAAAGAUUUUGAGUACAGGUCGCCAGAGGAGCUCGAGAACGCAGUGGAGGAAAUGAAAAGAGCGAAGGAGGAAGUGUUACAGAAAGAAGUACGAGUGAAGAUAUUAAAGGACAACAUCAAAGCUUUGGCUGCAAAGGGUCCAGCUGGUGGCCAAGACCUGACGUGUGAGCUGAAGGAGGUGCUGGACAAUUACCAGCUGCUCUGUAAUCGCAUCCGGGGAAAGUGCCACACUUUGGAGGAAGUCUGGUCUUGCUGGGCUGAGCUUCUCCAAUAUCUGAAACUAGAGACUGCCUGGCUAAGUACAUUGGAGGAAAAAAUCCAGAGCUCAUCAAAUCUCCCCGACAAAGCUGACUUAGUGAAUGAAACAUUGGAGUCUCUAGAAUGUAUCCUGCGACACCCAGCAGACAACAGAACCCAGAUCCGUGAACUUGGGCAAACCUUGAUUGAUGGCGGCAUCCUUUAUGACAUCAUCAGCGAUAAGCUGGAAGUAUUUAAUGCCCGCUACGAAGAGUUGAGCCAUGCGGCUGUGAGCAGGCAGAUUGCAUUGGAGCAACACCUGCAGAACCUGCGUGAAAGUGAUCACAUCCUUCAAGUCCUGCAGGAGUCUUUGGAAGAUCUGGAUAAGCAGCUCACUACAUACCUGACAGACAGAGUGGAUGCUCUCCGUAUGCCACAGGAAGCCCAGAAAAUUCAAGCAGACAUCAGUGCCCAUGAAGCAACCUUAGAAGAGCUGAAGAAAAGUCCUCGACCAUUGCCCCUUUCGACACCUGAGGUCAAAUCUCCUCGUGGAGGGACUCAACUGGAUGUGCUUCAGAGGAAGCUUCGAGAAGUGUCCACAAAGUUCCAGCUUUUCCAGAAGCCGGCCAAUUUUGAGCAGAGAAUGCUGGACUGCAAACGUGUUCUAGAUGGAGUUAAGGCUGAACUUAGUGUUCUUGAAGUAAAGGAAAUUGAUCCAGAUGUCAUUCAGACCCACAUGGAUGGGUGCAUGAAACUGUAUAAAACCUUAAGUGAAGUCAAGUUAGAAGUAGAAACUGUCAUUAAGACCGGAAGACAAAUUGUACAGAAACAACAAACGGAUAAUCCCAAAUCAAUGGAUGAACAACUAACAGCUUUGAAGCUUCUGUACAAUGAUCUUGGUGCUCAGGUAACGGAAGGAAAGCAGGAACUGGAGCGAGCCCUCGUUUUGGCUAGCAAGCUGAAGAAGGAGUCAGCUUUACUGUCCGAAUGGCUUACGGCUACAGAAUCUGAGCUUGUUCAGAAAUCAACCGCUGACAACCUGUGUGCAGAUCUGGACGUGGAAAUUUCCUGGGCAAAAAAUGUGCUGAAAGAGCUGGAAAAGAGGAAGACUGAUCUGAACAGUGUGACGGAGAACAGCGCUGCUCUUCAGUGCUUAGUGGAGGGCAGCGAGGCCACACUGGAGGACAAGCUGUGUGUGCUCAAUGCCGGCUGGAGCAGAGUCCGGACCUGGACAGAGGACUGGUGCAACACACUCCUGAAUCACCAGACCCAGAUGGAGAUUUUCGAUGAGAAUGUUGCUCACAUAAGCACUUGGCUGUACCAGGCGGAAGCCCUGCUGGAUGAGAUUGAGAAAAAGCCAGCAAGCAAAAAGGAGGAAACCGUGAAGCGCCUGUUGUCUGAGCUGGAUGAUGUUAGUCUAAGAGUAGAUAAUGUCCGUGACCAAGCCAUUAUCCUAAUGAAUAACCGUGGCGUAUCCUGUCGGCAACUGGUGGAACCAAAACUUUCUGAGCUUAACCGCAACUUCGAAAAGGUUUCACAGCACAUCAAGGCAGCUAAAAUGAUGGUCAGUCACGAUACUCGCACACAAACACAAGGUCCGGAGGAAGAGCCCCUCCAAAAUGAUUUUCUUCCAGAAGAACUGGAAAGGUUUGAGACUGAGCUUCUUGGAGCCCAGAAAGUGAUGGAACAACAUUUACAGUCAACAUCUGAUGAUGAAAAGAUCAUAGAAGAAAGAGCUCACAUCGAAGACAUUUUACAGAGGGGAGAGCGCCUGCUUGAGCAACCAGUAGAGGACAACAAGAGAGAGAAGCUACGUCUGGAACUGCUGCUCUUACAGACCCGAUACAACAAUGUGAAGGAAUUAAGACUGGCUCAGAACAAGCAAGAGGUGAAGCUGCCUUCAGUGUCCAUCCGACAUAAGAAGGAAGAAGAUCGCUUUUUCAGUUGGAUGAAUGAGACUGAACAUCGGCUCUCUGGGCUCCAUGAAGCCGAAGAUGACAAGAAACUUCAAGAGCUGCUGCAGGAGCUGGAGGAUCACAGAGAAGAAUUUAUCGCUCUCCAGAAAAGGAGUGAAGUGCAGCAGUUGGGACCUGAUGGGGGCAAGGUGAAAGAGCGAUGGGAAGAGAUCGAAAAGCAAUUUGCUCUUUAUCUAGGAGCGCAACAUUACAGUCCAGACGUCUCUGGCGAGCAGUUUGAUGGCAGCACGUACUCUACCGGAUACACCCCAUCACUUCUCCCUUCAGACUACUUAGUGGAGAUAAAUAAGGUCUUGCUUUCCAUGGCUGAUGCUGAAUUAUUGCUGAAUGCCCAGGAUCUGAACUGUGGAGAGUAUGAGAACUUGUCCAUGCAGGAGGAAUCACUAAAGACCAUAAAAGAUGUACUGGACAGGCUGGGCGAACAGAUAGCGUUUAUCCAUGAGAAGCAGCCAGAUGCCAUCUUGGAAGCCACAGGACCUGAAGCUGUGCAGAUUGGAGACUCAUUGACCCAGGUGAAUGCCGAAUGGGAUCGGAUCAACAGAUUGUACAAUGACAGGAAAAGCCGUUUUGAUCGGUCUUUGAAAGAAUGGCACCAGUUCCAACGUGACCUCAACGACCUCACACAGUGGAUAACUAACACAGAAAAGUUGCUGGCCGAGGCCCAUACACCGGGAGGGACUUUAGACUUUGAGAAGGCCCAAAUUCACCAACGGGAGCUGGAGGAAGGUGUGAGUACCCAGCAGCUGAAUUUCACCAUCCUAAGCCAAAGUGGAGAAGGAAUCAUACAGCAGCUUUCUGCCCUCGAUGGGAAAUUACUACAGGAAAAGCUUGCUGGGCUGAAUAAGCGCUGGAGUGCAAUAAGAAUGGAAGUCAUAGAGAGACAGCAAAGGCUGAAAGAAGAAAGUCCAGCUUUAAGUGAGUACAAGAAAGACAUGGAGGAAUUUGUAAUGUGGUUGGAGAAGACAUCAAAUAUAACACGGGCAAAAGCUGUUUUGGAUAAUGAAGAGAGAUUACAGGAACUGAAGGCUGCCGACAGGGAUCUGGAACACCAAAGGCAGAGAAUGGAAUGGCUAAAUUGGAAAAUGCCAGAGAUGCUGGCUCAGAAAAACGUCAGCCCACAAGAGAGAGAGAAACUUUCUUCCAGGCUCCGUAUGAUAAAUAUUAACUGGGCUCAGGUGUCCAGGGAAGUGCCCGAGAAAGUGAAGGAGGUGGAAGAGGCUUUGUAUUACCCCGGCUAUGCAACUCAAACCGUACUACCCACUUACCCCACAGUCCAAAAAAUGGUCCUGGUGUCAGCAGCUUCUGAAAUCCCUGUGUUCCACAAACAAGGCUUGGAGUCCACGGCCCCCACUGACCUUGAUAAAACAGCCAUCGAGCUAGGGGACUGGCUGCAACUCAUUGACCAGAUGCUCAAGUCAAACAUAGUCACCGUGGGCGAUGCUGAGGAGAUCAACACUACAAUAGCACGCAUGAAGAUUACCAAAGACGAUAUGGAGCAGCGCCAUCCUCAACUUGAGUCUGUCUUCAUGUUAGCUCAGAAUGUGAAGAACAAAACCUCCAGCUUAGACAUUAGGACAGCCGUCACAGAAAAAUGUGAUAAGUUGAAGACCCAGUGGGACGGCACACAGCAUGGCAUUGAGCUCCGCCAGCGGCAACUGCAGGAUAUGUUGGCUGAUAGCAUCAAAUGGGACAAUCAAAGGAAAGAGAUACAGAAAAUUCUGGAGCAGGCUGAUUUCCGCCUUUACUCUAUGACACAGACGUCCAGAGAUACGCUUGCCAAGCAGGUGGCGGAAAACAAGGCAUUAGUGCAAGACCUGCAUAAAGGAGAGAUUGUUGUGGACGCAUUCAACGAACUUUCAAACAAACUGCUUCGGGACUACAGCACGGACGACACCAGGAAAGUGAAGGAAACCAGUGAUAAUUUGUACAUGAACUGGGUUAAUAUGAACAAGAGGGUCGGUGAUCGACAAAGCAUGUUAGAGAAAGAGCUUAAGAGUGUCCAAGCCUUGAUAAAGGAACAUGAGAACUUCAUGAAGUGGAUGCAGGAGGCUGAGACAACUGUGAACGUUUUGAUGGACGCAUCACAGAGAGAAGGCCUUCAGCAGGAUGGAUCCCGAUUGCGCCAACUCAAAAUGCAGCUGCAGGAUAUUCAGGCUGAGAUAGAUGCCCAUAAUGACAUAUUUAAGAGCAUUGAUGGUAACCGGCAAAAAAUGGUGAGGGCCCUGGGAACCUCAGAGGAAGCAGCUUUACUUCAGCAUAGACUAGAUGAUAUGAACCAGAGAUGGCACGAUCUGAAGGCCAAGUCAGCCAACAUCAGAACUCACCUGGAGACCAGUGCUGAUAAAUGGAACUUCUUGUUGAAGGCACUUGAAGAACUCAUCCACUGGUUAGAUAUCAGAGAUGAAGAGGUAAAAAAGCAGAUGCCUGUCGGAGGGGAUGUUCCAACAGUGCAACAACAGUACGAGUACUGUAAGGUUCUGAAACGGGAGUUGAAGGAAAAAGAGCAAACCAUAAUGAACACUGUAGAGCAAGCAAGAAUUUUCAUUUCUGAGCAACCUAUCGAGGGUCCAGAAGAGCCACGAAGGAACUUGCUUCCUAAAACAGAAUUAACCCCAGAAGAAAAAGCACAGAAAAUUGCAAGGGCCAUGCGCAAGCAGUCAGCAGAGGUGAAAGAAAAGUGGGAAAACCUGAAUUCUCAGGCUGUUAGUUGGCAAAAGCAAGUAGACAAGUCCUUGGAGAAGCUAAAGGACCUUCAGAGUGCAAUGGAUGAACUUGAUGGAGACUUGAUAGAAGCAGAGAAAGUGCGCUGUAGCUGGAAACCAGUAGGAGACCUAUUGAUUGACUCCUUGAAAGAUCACAUUGAGAAGACAAGUGCAUUUGGAGAAGAAAUCUCUCCCAUCAGCUCGAAAGUAAGGACAGUGAAUGAUGUGGCUAGUCAGCUCUCUACGCUUGAUAUUCAGUUGUCUGCAAAGUCGUCUCGUCAGUUAGAUGACCUCAACAUACGGUGGAAGCUCCUACAGGCAGCUGUUGAAGAGAGACUGAAACAACUUCAAGAAGCACAUCGAGAUUUUGGACCUGCCUCUCAACACUUCCUUUCCACUUCAGUACAGCUUCCAUGGCAGCGAUCUGUGUCACUAAACAAAGUGCCCUAUUAUAUCAACUCUUAUCAUGAAGACCCACCAAUAUAUCCAGGCUCUGGGAACAGUCAUCAAACGCAAACCACUUGCUGGGACCAUCCAAAGAUGACAGAACUUUUCCAGUCAUUAGGUGACUUAAACAAUGUGAGGUUCUCUGCCUAUCGCACUGCAAUGAAAAUUAGAAGACUGCAGAAAGCACUGUGCUUGGAUCUUCUGGAGCUUAGUACCACACACAGUGUUUUCAAACAGCAUGAAAUGAAUCAGAACAAUCAACUUCUCUCGAUUCCUGAAGUCAUCAGCCUCCUCACCACAGCCUAUGAUGGCCUGGAACAGAAACACAAGGAACUGGUGAACGUCCCUCUCUGUGUAGACAUGUGUCUUAAUUGGCUGCUUAAUGUGUAUGACACGGGUCGGACUGGUAAAAUCCGGGUACUUUCACUAAAGAUUGGGCUCAUGUCUUUGUCCAAGGGAUUACUUGAAGAAAAAUACAGAUAUCUUUUUAAGGAAGUUGCUGGAGCGGCAGAUACUUGUGACCAAAGGCAGCUCGGGUUGUUGCUUCACGAUGCUAUCCAAAUCCCACGACAGCUCGGAGAAGUUGCAGCCUUCGGUGGAAGUAACAUUGAGCCCAGCGUCCGUAGCUGUUUCCAACAUGCUCAGAACAAACCAGAGAUAAACGUCAAGCAGUUCAUCGAGUGGAUGCGUUUGGAGCCUCAGUCUAUGGUUUGGUUACCAGUACUACACAGAGUAGCGGCUGCCGAAACCGCUAAGCACCAGGCCAAGUGUAAUAUCUGCAAGGAGUGUCCCAUUGUAGGAUUCAGAUACCGGAGUCUGAAGCAUUUUAACUACGAUGUGUGUCAGAGCUGUUUCUUUUCCGGGAGGACGGCAAAGGGUCACAAAUUACAUCACCCUAUGGUGGAGUACUGCAUCCCUACAACAUCAGGAGAAGACGUUCGAGACUUCACCAAGGUCCUGAAAAACAAGUUCCGCUCUAAGAAAUACUUUGACAAGCAUCCAAGACUGGGUUACUUACCCGUGCAGACAGUGCUUGAAGGAGAUAACAUGGAAACUCCUAUAACACUCAUCAGCAUGUGGCCUGACCAGUUUGACCCUUUACAAUCGCCGGAACUUUUUGAUGAUGACACGCAUUCCAGGAUAGAACAAUAUGCCAGCAGGCUGGCGCAAAUGGAAAGAACCAAUGGGUCCCUCUUCACUGACAGCAGCUCUGCCACAGGAAGCAUAGAUGACGAGCACGCCCUGAUUCAGCAGUACUGUCACACGUUGGGAGGAGAUUCACCCCUAGGCCAACCACAAAGUCCUGUGCAGAUCCUGAAGUCAGUGGAAAAAGAAGAACGUGGCGAGUUGGAGCGAAUCAUUGCUGACCUGGAGGAAGAACAAAGGAAUCUAAAGAUUGAAUAUGAGCAGCUGAAAGCACAACAUUUGAGACGAGGUCUGACCCCUCCAUCGUCUCCCCCUGACUCAUUAGUGUCCAUGCCUCAUUCCUCCGAGGAUGCAGAACUCAUUGCAGAAGCAAAACUGCUGAGACAGCACAAGGGGCGACUAGAGGCCAGAAUGCAGAUCUUAGAAGAUCACAACAAACAGUUGGAGUCUCAACUCCACCGGCUACGUCAGUUGCUUGAACAGCCUGAAUCAGACUCUAGGGUUAAUGGAGUUUCUGUAUCACAGCAGCCACCGGCUCCCAAAUAUUCAGCUGAUCAGGAUUACUGCUCACAGUUUUUCCAGACAAAUGAUCUGUUGUCCCCACCUCAUAGUACCAGCACAGACCUAGCAGAUGUGAUGGAGCAAAUAAACAGCACAUUUCCCCAGAGCAGCUCGAGCCUUUCUGGAAGACAGCAGGCAAUGUGAGAGAAUCAUCAGUCGUUGGCACAGCGUCCCUUCGUAAGAGAGCCAAUCAAAAAGCCUGUUAUUGACUGGUUGCACAGAAAGUAGAAACGGCCUGCUACACUCAACUGUGUGACUUCUACUGAAGCAGUACCGCACUGAAUAUACCCAAAGAUGAAGAUGAUGUGUUUUUACAUACUGUCUGUUCUCUGUUUUCUUCCCUUUCUAUGCAAAUGUAAAUUAAAGAUCUGUGGAGUAUUUGGAAAUAGGUAUACAUAUGUCAUUUGUAUAAAUAUUAUUAUAGGAAAGGGGAGGGAGGUUUUAGAAUUUGUAUGCUUUUUUAACACACAAAUAUAUAAAUAUAUAUACAUACAAUCUAUCCAUGAAAAGGUGCAUCAGCUUUGGAGCUUAUAUGUUACAUUGCACAUUCCUUCAGCCGGUGUCAUCUCCUAUAACGUCAACCCAUCGACAAACAAAUUUACAGUUUGUCGACAUUUGAACCUGUGACCAUCAUAUUGGUGAAGAGUAAACGUCACGCGCAAGCACUAUGAGACAUCACUGAUUGUAAUUGUGUGCAAAGUGCUGUGUCUCUCCUCGUGAACGUGUUUAAACCAUAUAAUACAAUCAGGGCCUGCAAAACAUUGCGCAACAGAAUAAGAGAAAGGCCCGCUAAGCAUCUAACGGCAGACGUCCUCUUUACUUAACAUGUCUGGGUGAUACCCAGUAUCUUGGAACACAUAUGUCAACAUUGUACUUGCCACAACACUCUCUGUGGAUUUAGGGUGGAUUGUAGUAUAUUUAACACCACGCAGAUAAUAUCGCCACUUGUGUGCCACAAUAAUUGAACCUGCUUUCAGUUUAAUGUUUUUUAAAUGUCAGCUUGUAAAACGUGUACACAUAUGUCUUGCCUCACUAACCGACAUGGAACUAGAACAACAAUCCCCUCGAUGUUUUAGAAAGCUGCAAAUUAAGCCAGAAUAAUUAAGCGUUAUGUCAACAUCACUAAACCAAAGGUUGUAGUGGAGAGGAGCUGAGAAGAAAUGUUUGAUCUCACUAACUUAACUCAGCAUCAUGAAGGGUCAACUUUCUUCUGUCAGAAGGGUUGAGCUGGCCCUGUGCAGUGUGUAUUUAAUGAGGCAUGUUAAAAUGCUUGAACUGUUCCACAUUAACUAUGCAUUACAGAGGUUCAUCUCAGUCCUUCGUGCAGGAGAAACCGUCAGGGACUGGCCCUUUAUAAUGCAUAUUUAUAGAGGUGAAAUACAACUUGCUGGUUACGGAAUAAGCCCUGAUGUUUUCCUUUAGUGAUGAUUGCUCUUGCAAUGCAAGCAAACCUUUCAUUAAGGUAACAGCAAAAUCAAGACCUUUUCUCCCAUCAUUGACUACUGUCUACAUGUAUGUAUGCAUGUAUGAUGAACACAUGGUUAAUUUGUUUUGUUUAAAUGUGCCAAUUAAAAAUCAAUUCAUAAGGAAAUGUUUUGGAAGUCAUAGUUAAACAUAAUUCAGAUUUUAUUUUUUGAAUUAUGCUCAGUUAUGUUUUGUUAUUUUAUAAUUAAAAACUCCAUAGUAAAUGAUUUUGACCCACUUUUCGGGCCAUCUUCACUAAAGUCUUUUGAAGGUGAUAUUCCUUGUGAUGUUUUAAAUCUCAAAAAAUAAAGCAUAUUUUAAUGGUUAUACAA
Molecule: messenger RNA, 12679 nt
Organism: Spea bombifrons (plains spadefoot toad)
Lineage: Eukaryota; Metazoa; Chordata; Amphibia; Anura; Pelobatidae
Gene: UTRN
Product: utrophin
Exons: 79
Coding region: 372-11027 (3551 amino acids)
Biological process (GO): synaptic signaling
Cellular component (GO): plasma membrane
Molecular function (GO): protein binding; zinc ion binding
Source: RefSeq, a predicted model, not a curated record